AUGGACACCGAGCAUAGCAACGGCUCUUCUGCCGACGUGGACUCCAUAAGACUUCCAGGCCCAAUGUCAACGACAGGACCUCCGUCGCCCGACAUGGGUUCCGAAAACGACGAUCAGACACCCACAGGCCUCAUCCCCGAACCUACAACGUUGGUUUCGCCCAAGCCCACGAAAUCGUCCCAGAACCAACCAGGAAACCACACAUCCGAAGCUCGUACAAUCGGUUUAAUGGGGCAGUCUACACGCUCCUCCAGUCGUGCACCCAGGAGGUUCAGCGGAAGUACAGCGGCCAGCACCACCGCAAGCUCUAUCAGUGAAAUGGAGUCCAGCUCCGCGAAGCCAUGGAGAAUCGGUGUCUGUGCCCUGGAUGUGAAAGCACGCAGCAAACCGAGCCAGAAUAUUCUGACUCGCCUCCAGUCGAGAGGAGACUUCGAGGUGAUCGUGUUCGGAGACAAGGUGAUCCUCGACGAAGCAGUGGAGAAUUGGCCAGUGUGUGACUUCUUAGUCGCGUUCUUUUCAGAUGGCUUCCCGUUGGAUAAAGCCAUUGCAUAUGCUAAGCUACGAAAGCCCCUGUGUGUCAAUGACCUUCCAAUGCAGAAGGUGUUGUGGGAUAGACGACUCUGUUUGAUGAUUCUGGAUCACAUGGGCGUCCCCACCCCCAAGCGGAUAGAGGUGAAUCGUGAUGGCGGCCCGGUCCUAGAGUCACCGGAGCUAGGCCAGCACAUCUAUCACUUGACUGGGGUGAAACUCGAGGGUCCGGAGAGCGGAGUCGGUGGGGGAGCCCCUCGGACCCAAAAUGUCUCCAUGUCGGAAGAUGGGGAGGCUUUGAUCGUCGAUGGAAAGGUUUUCAAAAAGCCGUUCGUCGAAAAGCCAGUCAAUGGCGAGGACCAUAACAUUCACAUCUACUUCCCGAACGACCAGCAGUACGGCGGGGGUGGAAGGCGGUUGUUUCGAAAGGUGGGCAACAAAAGCUCCGAGUACGACCCCACCCUCUCCGUUCCAAGAUCGGUCACAGAGCCCGGUACAAGUUACUUGUAUGAACAAUUCCUCAGAGUCGAUAACGCUGAGGAUGUGAAGGCCUACACUGUUGGACCCGACUUUUGUCAUGCCGAGACGCGCAAAUCACCCGUGGUGGACGGACUUGUACGUCGCAAUACUCACGGGAAGGAAAUCCGAUAUAUUACCCAACUUGGCAAAGAGGAGGCGAUCAUCGCGUCAAAGAUCUCCAAUGGGUUUGGUCAAAGAAUCUGUGGUUUUGAUAUGCUUCGUGUUGGGGAUAAAAGCUAUGUCAUCGAUGUCAAUGGCUGGAGCUUUGUCAAGGACAACAACGACUACUAUGAUAAAUGUGCCAAUAUCCUAAGGGAUAUCUUUUUGAGUGAAAGACGGAAAUGCGAAGGAACUGAGCUCUCCGAGCCGCCAUCACCAGACAUGGGUCCAUCCAGGAGGAGCACAGUGGGAUCUCACAGGCAGGCUUUGAAGACAUUGUUGAAGUCGCCGAGUGCUUCCCGGCUCUAUGGUAGCCAGGGCUCCCACAAAGCUCAGGAAAACCCUCCUUCCGAUGUCUCCACCUGUCCUCCCUCGGUUGCAUCCUCUUCUGGCGUAGAGGGAACCGAUGUUGGUGCCGCUCUCAGCAAGCUAAACUCCAGGGAAGGACACAGUACUGCGCGGGGAUACAGUCCUUCAAAUUCCAAAUCACCUGCUCUUUCUAUCCAACACCCCAACGAAGAAGCCCUCCCACCCCUUCCUGCUUCCAAACACUCCUGGAAGUUGAAAGGCAUGGUCGCCGUGAUUCGACACGCCGAUCGCACCCCCAAGCAAAAGUUCAAGUUCACAUUCCACAGCCAGCCAUUUGUGAAUCUCCUGAAGGGCCACCAGGAGGAGAUAGUCAUCAAGGGCGAGGCUGCACUGGCUAGUGUUUCUGAUGCCGUCAAGCAGGCCAUGGAGAAGGGUCUCGAGGAUAUGGAAAAGCUGAAAUUGCUGCGUACAUCGUUGGAGAAGAAGGGCGGCUGGCCGGGAACCAAAGUCCAGAUCAAGCCCAUGUUCCGGAAACGAAAGCCGGAAGAGAUGAAAGAACAGGACUUAUCGGGUGAUUCUGCCCCAUUAGCCGACAGCAAGCCCAGCGAGGAGCCACUUCCAUCCACGGCGGGCGAAACAGCUCAAGAUAAUGAGGAAUUGCACAGGUCACAAACACGGAGUGAUUCCAUCUCGGGUGCCACCUUUUCUCGAUUCUCUGCCGCUGAGAACGACUUGAUUCUGGAUAAGCUCCAGCUUGUGAUCAAAUGGGGUGGCGAGCCUACACAUGCUGCACGCUACCAGUCCCAAGAUCUUGGAUUGAACAUGCGAGACGAUCUGAAGCUGAUGAACAAGGAAGCUUUGAAUAAUGUCCGCCUGUUCACCAGCUCGGAACGCAGAGUCAGCACCAGUGCUAACCAUUUUCGCUCAACAGCACAAAUCUGGGCUUGCUCAUUUCUAGACCAGAAGGACAUCCCCGAGGAUUUGAUACAGGUUCGCAAAGAUUUACUUGACGAUUCGAAUGCCGCCAAAGAUGUCAUGGAUAAAGUCAAAAAGAAGCUCAAACUGCUCUUGCGAGAAGGGUCUGCGCCAUCUCAGUUUGCUUGGCCCAAGGAUGGUAAUAUACCAGAGCCUUCCGUUGUUCUUUCCACAUUGGUUGAGCUGAUGAAGUUCCACCGAAGCGUGAUGCACCAUAACUUCGAGAAGCUUGAUGGUUCACCAGAUGUGUCUCCUGUUCCUUCCCAUGACCCUGAAGUUCCAAUUCAGCCAAACUCGGGCGAUCCACUGUCGGAUCACCCCGACAUAGACAAUAUCCAGGGUCGAUGGUGUGCGGGAGAAGAUCCCCGAUUAUUUAAAGAGCGUUGGGAGAAGCUCUUUGCAGAGUUCUGCGACACCGAAAAGGUUGACCCUAGCAAGUUUUCUGAACUUUACGACAGUAUGAAGUUUGAUGCUCUUCACAACCGGCAAUUCUUGGAGUGGGUCUUUAUGCCCCCGGACAUUGGUCGUGAUGACGAUGAAAAGGACAGUAUCAAGGGCAAGUGUGCGAAAUCCGAUGGACACGCAGACGGCAAGAUUCAGGAUGUCGGCAGUGACAGAUCUGAAGAGCGUGAACCUCACACCUUUGCGCAUCGCUUUGGAUUGAGGAAGCGCAUGCAGGCGCUGGAAUCCCUUCCACACCUUCGGGCGCUUGAUGACUCGUACGACCACUAUUUCAAACUUUUCCCGGGCUCCAAUUCUUCCAAAUGCAAGAUGGACGAACGACUUUCGAAACUUCGGGAAUUGUUCAAGCUGGCCAAGGUCCUGUUCGACUACGUGACCCCCCAAGAAUACGGUAUCACCGACAGUGAGAAGUUGGAAAUUGGUCUCCUCACUUCUCUUCCCUUACUUCAGGAGAUUGUGCGAGACCUCGAAGAGGUGCAGGCCUCCCAGGACGCCAAGUCCUUCUUCUACUUCACCAAGGAAUCUCACAUCUAUACCCUACUGAACUGUAUAUUGGAGGGUGGAAUCCAAACCAAGAUUGCCCGAAGUGCAAUCCCUGAACUCGACUAUCUCUCUCAGAUAUGUUUCGAACUAUAUGAGGCCCGCGAUAGUGAGUCUGACUCCUACUCUUACUCUAUUCGCAUCUCGGUCAGCCCAGGAUGUCAUGCCUUCGACCCCCUCGAUGUACAGCUCGAUUCUCGACACUCCAUCGGAUGCGCACCCCGGCGCAGCUUGACGGCCCAUCAAGAUUGGAAGGAAGUCAUUGAGACACUGAAGGCCAAGUUCAACACGGUGGAACUACCUAAAACCUUCAUUGCUGUGAACCUGAGUGACAAGCAUAUUUCUCAUGACGAGGGCUCGCGAGGGGUUUCUCCAUCGUAA
Penicillium salamii is the source of this 3873-nucleotide messenger RNA. NCBI's taxonomy places the organism in Eukaryota, Fungi, Ascomycota, Eurotiomycetes, Eurotiales, Aspergillaceae. The record is from the annotation of a GenBank genome assembly.